Molecule: messenger RNA, 4389 nt
Organism: Clunio marinus
Lineage: Eukaryota; Metazoa; Arthropoda; Insecta; Diptera; Chironomidae
Source: the annotation of a GenBank genome assembly
AUGUUAAUGAAACUGUUAAUAUUGUACGUUUCAAUCUUCAAUUGCGCAAUAAGUGAAUGGACGUUUAAAGCGGGACCUGCGGAUGAUGUUAGUCUAAAUUUAGAUUCUGGGUCAGCAAUAAUUACGAUGAAGGAAGAAAUUCCACCACCAUUGAUUUUGGGAUUAAUUGAUAAUUAUGAUGAAGACCAAGUUCCUUUAAUAAGCGCAUUUUAUAUUGGAAGACCACAAGACUUAGAUUUAAGCUUUGAAAAAAACAUGGAUAAUGAAUGGGAAAUGAUCGUAAAUAAUAAACAAGAUUAUGAACAAUCUCAGAUGAGAAAUUACAUUUUUAUGGUGAAAAUUGAUGAACAUGAAAUUUAUGUUCAAAUCAACGUAAUUAAUAUUUUUGACAACGCACCCAUUCUUUUGUUUGACAUGAAUAUAUGCAAAAUACCAGAAUUAACUGAAAGCAAUUAUGAUACGGGAUGUAUUUAUAAUGUUUACGAUGCUGAUGGCUUAGAUCAAAAUGAUAUACGAAUAAGUAUCGAAGAUACAAGAGGAGAGGCUGAUUUAUUUGAAUUUGUUGGAGGAAGUUCAAUUGACGAAUACAAUACGAAGUUCUCCUUGAAAGUUAAACAACCGCUUUAUUUUGAUAAAGCGGCAUUAUUCAAUUUUGAUGUCAAAGUUCUGGAUGCUGGUAACAACAGUGGAACUUUUAAAGUGUUGAUUGAAGUUAUUGAUAUACCCAACAAACCCCCAUUGUGGAUAAAAACUUUUGCACCUGAGAGAUUUAAAGAAAAAACAAAUCAGAUUUUCGAAGUAGAAGCUAUUGAUGGAGAUACGGGAAUAAAUACCGAAAUAUGCUACAAGCUCGAAUUCCUGCCAGAGAAUGAAUUCUAUAAGGAACUUAUAUCAAUAGAAGAAACCACGGGAAUAAUUCACGUACAGCCAAUCGACAGAGACGCAUUGAAAAUUGAAUUUUAUCCGUUUGAUAUUUAUGCAUAUAAAUGCAACAAUGACACUUCAUUCGUAACGAAUUCAGCAACACUUAUUGUUGACGAUGUAAAUGACAACUCUCCAGAGAUUUUCAUUCCAAUUGAAAAGAAAAUAAUUAAAUUAAUGGAAAAUUCUUUCAACACUCUAUUCGAGUCUACUGAACUGAUUGUUGAUGACAUUGAUCUUGGUGAUAAUGCUUCUUAUGACAUAUUUUUAAAAAGCUCUGAAGGUCAAGAAUUUGCAAAUGCAUUUUCCAUCAUUCCCAGUAAUGGUUAUCAACGUCAAGGGUUCACUAUUAAUGUCCUGAAUAAAGAUUUACUCGACUAUGAGAUGGUUGAAUGGCAACAAUUUGAAUUAAUGAUUAUUGCAAUUGAACAUGAACAUAAUACGACUGAAUCGUUCACUGUUGAACUACUAAAUUGGAAUGACGAAACACCAGAAUUUACUAGUGACUUAUACGUCUUUGAAGUUCUGGAAACUGCACCUGAAAAUUAUGACAUUGGCAAAGUAACAGCAACUGACCGAGAUAUCGACGAUUCACUUAUAUACUCUCUUUCAGGAACCAUUUCAAAUCUUGUAAGCAUAAGUGAAACAGGAGACUUGAAAACAAAACGAGAAAAUGCUUUCGAUUAUGAAACACAACCACAAGUUUCGUUUCGAGUUCAAGUGGCUGAUACAUUAAAGACAAUGAUGGAUGAACCUCCACAUGUUGUUUUCACUGAAAUCAGAAUCGAUGUCAUUGAUGUCAACGACGAAGCUCCGAGAUUAACAAUGCCACGACAAGUUCUGACAGUUCUUGAAAACACUUUGGAAGAUGUCAUUGUCACUGAAGAUAUCAGUGCUUUCGAUCCUGAUACUUCAUCGGCCCUUGAGUUUUCCAUCAAUUGGGAAAAUUCCUAUGCAUUAAAAUCAGGAAUUCCAGUAGAAAAUAUUUAUUAUGAAGGAUGCUUUCAAAUUGAAAGUUCAUUGAAUGGCGACACAUCAAUCGGUGUGUUAAAAACAAGCACUUCAUUCGAGUAUGAUAUCGACUUUGAGAGAUUUGACAUUAUCCAUUUAGAGAUUGUUGUUGAAGACACAAAUCAAACAAUUCUUCCCAAUAGUGCUUCUGCAAUGUUAGUGAUUAAUAUAAAAGAUGAAAACGAUAAUAAACCAGAGUUUGUUGGUGACACUUUGACACUAUCUCGAGACCUUGUAGAAGAUGCAAAAGUUGGAAAUCUGAUUGGGAAUAUUAUUGCAAUUGAUAUUGAUGGUCCUGGAAAUAAUAUUAUAAAAUAUUCUAUCAGUUCAUUUGAUGAUGACACCCCAGAUGAGUGGAUUGAAAUUGAUAGUGUUACAGGCGUUUUAACAGUUUCUAAUCCUAACAUUAGUUGUGAUGUGCCGAGGAUAGAAUAUUUAAAUUACCAAAUAAGCAUAUCUGAUGGAGUAUACGAAGAAGUUGGAAAUAUUGCAAUAUACAUCAUUGAUAUUAACAAUAAGUUUCCUGAACCUCUUGAAAAUGAAUUAGAAUUCAGUAUAUAUGAAAAUGCUACAUCUGGAGAAUUAAUAACUCAAAUAUUUGCAUUAGAUCUAGACAGAGAUGCUCCACACAAUGUUAUAUCUUAUUACAUCGAUUUUGAAAGUUUCCGAGAUUUAUCAAAUUAUUUCAUGAUUGAUGAACUGAGCGGUGAACUUUCUGUUAGAUUGAUUAAAGAGCUUGACCGUGACAACGGGAUCGACGAAUAUUUCAUCCCAAUCACACUUGAAGAUAAUUAUUUAGGGAGAGGUGUUAAGAAUACAGAACGGGUUUCGAUUCAUUUGACUCUUGAGGAUGUAAAUGAUAACGCUCCACAAAUGCCAUCAUCACGAAAUUAUAUGAUAUCUGAAAAUGCAGAUGAGUCUAUAGUCAUAGAAGAAAAUUUUGAAGCACCUGAUAAAGAUAAACCGAACACAUUUAAUUCCGAAGUUUUAUAUGAAAUAUUAUCCCUUGAAUUGAUUGAACAUUUUGGUAGUAUAAUACCGGAAAAUUACGACAAUUUAUUUGAUAUUAUCAGUUAUGAUAACAAAUACGGUCAAAUAAGGUGUACUCAAUCAUUACGAGGAUUUAGCGGAAAAUGGAAGAUUCAAAUACGAGCUUAUGACAGAGGUGAUCUCGGAGACUCAAGAGUGUCUUUAAGCUCAACAGAAUCUUACUACAUCAUCGUUGAACCAUUUAACUUUAACGAUCCAAAAAUUACCUUCCCUUUAACUGAUGCAUUGCUGAGAAUUGAUUUUGAUAUCUUUGAGAAAGAAAACAAAAUGAUUUUAACAGACGGGAAUGUGUUGUUACCUUUCGAAGCUGUAGAUGAAGAUGCUGGAAAUUUUGGAGAUAUAAAUUUUGAAUUAUCGUCAAAUAAUAAUAACGAUGAUCAUACUUACUUUGAUAUGCUUAAAUUGAAUGAGAAACAAUCUGAACUGAAAGUGAAAGAAGAAGUUGAAGAACGAACUUAUUCGUUGAACGUUAUUGCUUAUGAUGGGGCAGAGCCUUAUUUCGAUCCUAAUGCAUCGUUAAUUGACUUCACGGAAAAUGACGAAGGACGUGAAGAAAUCAGGAUAUUACCUGAAGCAUUCGAUCCAAAAAAUAAGGAUGUGAUAAAUGAGAAUGAUAAAUACAAAAUAUUUUACUACAUUGACGAAGAAUAUCAACAGGAAGAUACAGAGUUCUUCAAUCUUGACAAGGACACUCGAGAACUAACAUUAGUCAAAAAUUUAGAUCGUGAAACAAAAGAUCGACAUCAAUUGAGAAUUAUUUGUACUAAUUUAAAUAAUUAUCCAACUCAAAGUGUAUCUGAUAGUGCAAAAUUAAUUGUUGAAAUAUCAGUCAACGAUGUGAAUGACAAUUCACCGAAAUUUCAGUAUGAAAAUUAUUACGUUGGCAUUUCAGAACAAGAUAAUAUAGGAAAGAUUCUUUUAACAUUCAUCGCACAUGAUCCAGACCUCAAUGAUGUUGUUUCUUAUCAUCUUCUAACUGAUACUAUUGUUGCAACAGGGGAAAAUUUAGAAAGUGUUAAGAAUAGAGCUUUUGAAUUAAAUCAAGCAAACGGAGUAUUAAGUUUGAACUUUAGAAUAACUGAUACGAAUGGAUUUUUUGAAUUCAAAGUUGAAGCACGAGAUUUGGUUAACCACACGGAUGAAACAAUGGUGAAAGUCUAUUUAAUCACUGAAAUUAAUCGAUUAUCCUUCACAUUUUUAAAUGAUGUUGAAACAGUUCGAUCUGUUGACACUCAAAAGUUUACUGACAUUCUUCGUGCUGCUUAUGACACUGACGAAUGUAAUAUUGAUGAAAUUCAAGGAAAAGUUGAAUCUGAUGGUACUAUGAGCGACACGCUAACUACAGUCCGAGUGCAUUUCAUACGUGAUAAUGAAGCAGUUGAUGCAGCAGAAAUUACAAGGUUUUAA